UACACGUUUCUUCUGGCCAACCAUGGAUCCCAAGUAGACGCCGCAAGCCGCUGUUGUCUGAGCGAAUUAAUAGCGCACUCGCUCGCAGCUUUCCUCUUCCUGACCUUGCCCGCCUCCGGCUUGGCUUCUUAAUAUUUGAUCCGGGAUUCCUACGCUGUCCACCCAUGGCCACAUCGGAUGGACUAGACGGAUGUCUGCAGCGAGGCAGAUCUCAAAGUGACCCGAAUAUACUCUCCGAACCGGGGAUCGAUUUGGCUCACUGCGCAGAUGUGCCGGACCAGCAGAGGGUGCUGAGGACUGGCUGUCUGAUGACAGGGGUACACACACCCCCCAUCAGGCGGAACAGCAAGCUGGCCACACUGGGCCGCCUCUUCAAGCCCUGGAAGUGGAGGAAAAAGAAAAAUGAAAAGCUAAAACAGAGUUCAACAGAUGUAGCAUUAUCCAGCGGCCUUUUCUACCACGACCCAAACUCCCCCAGCCAGGGCUGCUGUUCAGAUGGAACACUUCUGCUUGGUGGCUUUGGGGCACCUUUGAACUCAAACUUCACUGUCAGCAGUGUGGAAUACCUUGGACCAGAGGACGAGCAUCCCCUUCCAGUGGUCACGCCCCUCCAGGAAUGCGAUCGUCUGGAGGAAACUGUAAAUGCAUCACUAAGAGCUGAGGAAGGAGACCAAGAGGUGCACCCUAUCGGGGAGUUAUCCGAGGGCCUGCAGGAUGUCAGAGAGAGGAUGGAAGAAAGACUACAAGAGGAGAUUGUUCCAGGAACAUCCCCGCCAAAAGUUCCUCCAAAACCUUUGCCGCAGCUUACAACUGGAGACGAUUCAGGCCCUGUGUCACUCCCGCUUCACCAUUCCAACUCGUACCACCCCAAGGAGCCUCCACCCAGGGCCCCAGAGAGCCUGGCACCCACCACGCUGCCCCUACGAGGGCCCCUGACCAACUCCUCAGGGUCACCUCACCUUGGCAAUAUGAUUCACCCACCUAUGCCCCCUAGUUGCAUUAUGGAAGAGCUGCAAAGAGCGUUUGCCAACAAGAACAGACAGGAGAGUGUGCAUGAAGGGUGUGAGCAGGGCUCAUCACCCCCACGGCUGUGGUGCUCGGAUGGACGCCUCGUUCGCUCCUGCAACUCGGAAAACCAACACACAUCCUCUCCGCCAGGCGUCUGUGUUGGAGGUGGUGGCUCUGACUGGCCCAAGAAGGAGGCGGAGGAGAACAAGGAGAACGUGCGGCUGGACCAGUGCUUCUCCAACACAUCAGGCCUCCCCACUGACCUGGAUGGAUGGAAUGACUCUGUCAUCUCUGGCACACUUCCUCGCAGGUUAAGGAAGGAGUUAUUGGCUGUCAAACUACGAAACAGGCCCACCAAGCAGGAGCUGGAGGACCGGAACAUCUUUCCGGCGAGGAGCGACCAAGAGCGUCAAGACAUACGGCAGCAGAUUGAGAUGAAGCUUGCCAAGAGGCUGAGCCAGAGACCCAACGUGGAGGAGCUGGAGAGUCGGAACAUUUUGAAACAGAGAAACGACCAGACAGAACAAGAGGAGAGGAGAGAGAUCAAACAGAGGCUUAACAGAAAACUCAACCAGCGGCCCACAGUAGAUGAACUUCGGGACAGAAAGAUUCUGAUCCGCUUCAGUGACUAUGUGGAGGUAGCUAAAGCUCAGGACUAUGACAGGAGGGCAGACAAGCCUUGGACGAGGCUCUCAGCAGCAGACAAGGCUGCCAUCCGUAAAGAGCUAAAUGAGUUCAAAAGCACUGAGAUGGAAGUGCACGCAUCCAGCAAACACCUUACGAGGUUCCACCGGCCAUGAGAGCUUGGAGUUUCUUCUGUGAAGAAAUGUGAAUGUGCUCAGUGUCGACAAACCUGAAGCCUUUUCUGUCUUCAGCGAGUCUCUUCACUUCUUCCUGCUUGGUCAGGAGAGGAUGCUCAUGGCCUUCGCGUUCGGGAGGCCGCUGGCAUUUCCUGAUGGCAGCGAGCUAGUGGGGGAGGACUAUUAUGGAGCCUCUGACUUCAAGGAUACGAGCCAAUGAGGAAAAAAUAUGUUUUGUCAUUGAGUCAGUGUUGGGUGUUUUUUUGUACCUUUUCAUGGACAUGACAAGAUGUUUAUGAGAAGACUGUGCAUGUGACCACCUUUUCUUAAUUGCUGAAUAAUGUGUCACUUGACUGGGGAUGGAUUUGAUAUUCACUGUAGAUACAGUAUGU
Phycodurus eques (leafy seadragon) is the source of this 2200-nucleotide messenger RNA. RefSeq names its product phosphatase and actin regulator 3a (gene phactr3a). The coding region runs from base 165 to 1808 and encodes 547 amino acids. Gene Ontology annotation, molecular function: actin binding. The record is from RefSeq and is a predicted model, not a curated record. The transcript is spliced from 12 exons. Lineage: Eukaryota; Metazoa; Chordata; Actinopteri; Syngnathiformes; Syngnathidae. Gene Ontology annotation, biological process: actin cytoskeleton organization.